GGUCGCUGUCGCUGUCCAGGGAGACUGAGGCGAGAGGGAGCUGUCCGGGUGGGGAGCCCGCAUUACCUUCUUUCUUUUCCUCCUUCUCCUCCGGGUGAGGGGAGAGAAAGUUGGGGCCCCCAAGCCCAUGGAUCGGGAGGAGGCGGAGGCCGCCGAGAGCCAGGGUCCCGCUGUGUGGCCCUGAGCCCCGUGUAUUGGGUCCAGCUGUCUGGAAGGCCAUGGAGAAGAGGCUGGGCGUCAAGCCAAGUCCUGCUUCCUGGAUUUUAUCAGGAUAUUGUUGGCAGACAUCUGUGACGUGCUUGAGAAGCCUGUACCUGUUUUAUACUUGCUUCUGCUUUGGUGCUCUGUGGUUAUCAACAGAUGCCAACGAGAGUAGGUGCCAGCAGGGAAAGACGCAAUUUGGAGUUGGCCUGAGAUCUGGGGGAGAAAAUCACCUCUGGCUUCUUAAAGGAACCCCCUCUCUCCAGUCAUGUUGGGCUGCCUGCUGCCUGGACUCUGCCUGCCAUGCCCUUUGGUGGCUAGAAGGGAUGUGUAUUCAGGCCAACUGCAGCAAACCCCAGAGCUGCCAGACUUUUAGGACAGACUCUUCCAAUUCCAUGCUGGCAUUUUUAAAAAAAUUCCAAAUGGCAGAUGAUUUGGGCUUUCUGCCCGAAGAUGAUGUACCACAUUUUCUGGGACUAGGUUGGAGCAGGGCAUCUUGGAGGAGGCAGAGCCCACCCAGAGCUCCAUUGAGAACUGUGUCUUCCAAUGACCAGCAGCUCUUAAUCAGGAAGCUUGAGAAGAGAGAGAGUUCCAGUGAAAUUGUUCCAUCUGUAGUGGCACAACAGUCUAAAGUUAAUGAAUCCAAGGAACUAGGUGGCCUGAAUACCAGUGGCUCUGCAGAGGUCCACAUGGAAGUUAAAAGUUCCAGUCCCUUAACCACAAACCUGACUGCAGAGAGUCCUGGUUGGCCAAAGAAUGUUUCAGUGCAACCUGAAACAUCAGAAGAUCUCGAUACUGCACUCAGCUCUCAGCAAGGAAAGAACCCUGGGAAAACCCAAACUGCUGCUGUCCCUCUUCCAAUGGCUACCAGUUAUGCUACACCUGCACCCCAAGCCUCUUUCCAGAGCACCCCAGCAUUGCCACCAGUGGUAAAAGAAUUGGUGGUGUCUGCUGGAAAGAGUGUCCAGAUAACCCUGCCUAAGAAUGAAGUUCAGUUAAAUGCGUAUGUUCUCCAAGAACCAGAGCAAGGAGAAACCUACACCUACGACUGGCAGCUGAUUACUCAUCCUAAAGACUACAGUGGAGAAAUGGAAGGGCAGCAUUCACAGAUCCUGAAACUAUCUAAGCUGACUCCAGGCCUGUACGAGUUCAAAGUGAUAGUAGAUGGUCACAAUGCCCAUGGGGAAGGCCAUGUCAAUGUGACAGUCAAGCCAGAGCCCCGUAAGAAUCAGCCUCCUGUUGCUGUUGUGUCACCUCAGUUCCAGGAGAUCUCUCUGCCAACUACUUCUACAGUCAUUGAUGGCAGCCAAAGUACUGAUGAUGAUAAAAUUGUCCAGUACCAUUGGGAGGAACUUAAAGGACCUCUGAGAGAAGAGAAGAUUUCUGAAGAUACAGCCAUAUUAAAACUAAGCAAGCUCGUCCCUGGGAACUACACUUUCAGCUUGACUGUAGUAGACUCUGAUGGAGCUACCAACUCCACCACUGCAAACCUGACUGUGAACAAAGCUGUGGACUACCCCCCUGUGGCCAACGCAGGCCCCAACCAAGUGAUCACCCUGCCUCAAAACUCCAUCACCCUCUUUGGGAACCAGAGCACUGAUGAUCAUGGCAUCAGCAGCUACGAGUGGUCCCUCAGCCCAAACAGCAAAGGAAAAGUGGUGGAGAUGCAGGGUGUGCGAACACCAACCCUACAGCUCUCUGCCAUGCAAGAAGGAGACUAUACUUAUGAACUCACUGUGACUGACACGAUAGGACAGCAGGCCACUGCUCAAGUGACUGUUAUUGUGCAGCCUGAAAACAACAAGCCUCCCCAGGCAGAUGCAGGCCCAGAUAAGGAGCUGACCCUGCCUGUGGACAGCACCACACUGGACGGCAGCAAGAGCUCAGAUGAUCAAAGAAUUGCCUCCUAUCUCUGGGAAAAGACACAGGGCCCUGACGGCGUGCAACUAGAGAAUGCUAACAGCAGUGUUGCCACUGUGACUGGGCUGCAAGUUGGGACCUACGUGUUCACCUUGACUGUCAAAGAUGAGAGGAAUCUGCAAAGCCAGAGCUCUGUGAAUGUCAUUGUCAAAGAAGAAAUGAACAAACCACCUGUAGCCAAGAUAACUGGAAAUGUGGUGAUUAUCUUGCCCACAAACACAGCAGAACUGGAUGGUUCCAAGUCCUCAGAUGACAAGGGAAUAAUCAACUACGUUUGGACUCGAGACGAAGGGAGCCCGGCAGCAGGGGAGGUGUUAAAUCACUCUGACCACCACCCCAUCCUCUUCCUUUCCAACUUGGUCGAGGGAACCUACACAUUUCACCUGAAAGUGACUGAUGCAAAGGGCGAGAGUGACAUAGACCGGGCCACAGUGGAGGUGAAACCUGAUCCCAUGAAAAACAACCUGGUGGAGAUCAUCUUGGAUGUCAGCGUCAGUCAGCUCACUGAGAGGCUGAAGGGGAUGUUCAUCCGCCAGAUUGGGGUCCUCCUGGGGGUGCUGGAUUCCGACAUCAUUGUGCAAAAGAUUCAGCCGUACACGGAGCAGAGCACCAAGAUGGUAUUUUAUGUUCAAAAUGAGCCUCCCCACCAGAUCUUCAAGGGCUAUGAGGUGGCAGCAAUGCUCAAGAAUGAACUGCGGAAGCAAAAGGCAGACUUUCUGAUAUUUGGAGCCCUGGAGAUCAAUACCGUCACAUGUCAGCUGAACUGUUCUGACCACGGCCACUGUGACUCGUUUACCAAACGUUGUAUCUGUGAUCCUUUUUGGAUGGAGAAUUUCAUCAAGGUGCAGCUGAGGGAUGGCGACAGCAACUGUGAGUGGAGCGUGUUGUAUGUUAUCAUUGCUACCUUUGUCAUUGUUGUUGCCUUGGGAAUCUUGUCCUGGACUGUAAUCUGUUGUUGUAAGAGGCAAAAAGGAAAACCCAAGAGGAAAAGCAGGUACAAGAUCCUGGACGCCACCGAUCAGGAAAGCCAGGAGCUGAAGCCAACCUCUCGCACAGGUAUCAGACAGAAAGGCCCCACGCUGAGCAGCAGCCUGAUGCACUCCGAGUCGGAGCUGGACAGCGAUGAUGCCAUCUUCACGUGGCCAGACCGGGAGAAAGGCAAACUCCUGCAUGGCCAGAAUGGUUCUGUGCCCAACGGGCAGACCCCACUGAAGGCCCAGAGCUCACGGGAGGAGAUCUUGUAGCUCGCUGGUCUGUUUCCUCAGGGUGGGGUUGGCAGUGCCAGGACCCAGAGCCCCUCCAGGCUGAUUCCCUACCUCCCAGGUCUUUGGGCAGCUGUUCUCCCAGCAUCUGCCAUGCACUCCCCUCGACCCCCACCCAGAACUGCUGGUACUUGAAUCCACACUCUCCAGAAUCCCUGAGCGAAGCUGUGAAGGAAGAGGUUUUCUCUCUGACCUGUCCAGUAGGCCCCCCAAAUAUCCUCACCUCAGGGCCUCCUUUUUUGCACCAUUCCCCUGCCCCCGCCCCCGCAAGGGCAUAGCCAGCCUCUGGCCUCCUCUCUGACUGCUUUGUAGCAGUGCUGCCCAGCACCUCAUGGCGGGGGAUCUGUUGUGCUCCCCCCACACCCAGCACAGAACUAGACACAGAACCAAAGGCUGCCAGCCUUGUGGCUCCAAGGUUCUGGUCACAGCUCGUUCUUUCUUCUCAUUUCUGGGACAGAGUGUGCCCUCUAGUGGGGCCAAGAGGAAAUGGCAUCCCUGCCCCAUUGCUGCUGGCAGGUGUAAUGCCUGGCCCCUUGCACUGGAGCCCAUCCCACUCCCCUGCAGCCACAGUGAGAAGGGUUGGCUGUGUCAGGGGCUGCUGUAUCACAGCAGCCAGGCUGCAUGCAGAUGGUCCCCCUCCACUUCCUCUGACCAGCACAUGCUGCUUCCAGGCUCAGGCCACUGUUCUGUCCCCAGAUGAGACAGCCACAGACUGGAAUGUCAUGGCAUGAGAACGCAUGUGUGUGACUAGCCCUCUAUGGACCCCUCUCUCUUUUUGUGUUCCUUGCACAUGUAUGUGUUGAGUGCCUGCGUGCAUAUCAACUUUUCAUAGGGCUCUGGCUGCUCAUAAGCAACUCUGACUUGGAAACACUUACAGCUCCUUGGAACGGUGACUACCUGAAUUCCUGUGGCCCAUCACUGGCUCCUCAGCCACAUAACCGAGUUGAGGAAUGGGGAGUGACUUUCAAAAAAAAAAAAUGAUUUCUACUACAGUCUGUUGUGAGAUAAUUAAAAGUGCUAUUUAAUUGUG
This is a messenger RNA of Cavia porcellus (domestic guinea pig), 4413 nucleotides long. RefSeq names its product KIAA0319 like. The record is from RefSeq and is a predicted model, not a curated record. Gene Ontology annotation, biological process: neuron migration. The transcript is spliced from 21 exons. Gene Ontology annotation, cellular component: Golgi apparatus; membrane; cytoplasmic vesicle. NCBI's taxonomy places the organism in Eukaryota, Metazoa, Chordata, Mammalia, Rodentia, Caviidae. Bases 219 to 3365 code for a protein of 1048 amino acids.